Molecule: messenger RNA, 393 nt
Organism: Plenodomus lingam JN3
Lineage: Eukaryota; Fungi; Ascomycota; Dothideomycetes; Pleosporales; Leptosphaeriaceae
Source: RefSeq, a predicted model, not a curated record
AUGCUCCUCAAAGCAAGUCUCAUCAUGUCCCUCUUAUCCACCAUGCCACUUGCACUCUCCGCCCCCACCGACCCCCCUCCAGACUACAGCCUCCCCGAGCCUUACAACUGCGGCUACGUCCUCACCGAGCACAACAGCAGUUCCUACGCUGGCCUCCCUGCGAUAAACUGGUGCGCGCCCAUCUACUACAAUGAAAGUAUCCCGGGUUAUCAGGAGGCGUGGGCGUAUAAAUUAUUUGGAGGCUGCAAAUGCGGCUUCUUCAGGGAGGUUAACGAUUGCAUUAAUACGAUAAAUCCGCCGUUGAUUGAGGGGCCGACACGUGGAGGUCCGGGUCAUGAGGCGCUGUUUAAAGACCCAAAGCCGAGGUGGUUCAACUGUUUCAAGACGACUUGA